This is a messenger RNA of Xenopus laevis (African clawed frog), 1780 nucleotides long. It is a transcript of the gene noc4l.L, whose product is annotated as nucleolar complex associated 4 homolog L homeolog. NCBI's taxonomy places the organism in Eukaryota, Metazoa, Chordata, Amphibia, Anura, Pipidae. Gene Ontology annotation, biological process: ribosome biogenesis. The record is from RefSeq and is marked provisional. Gene Ontology annotation, cellular component: nucleolus; nuclear membrane; Noc4p-Nop14p complex.
GAUCACACUCAUAGGCUAGAACGCCACUUCCGGAUUGCCUACAACACGCACGCCAGUUCCUGGCAGUCGCGUUUUCCUAGUUUGGGCACGUGACCAUUGGACGGACAAGAUGGCUGCGCGCAAAGCCAAACAUGCGUUUCGGAGCCAGGCCACGCAAAGUGAUGCUGAGCGCCAGGAUUUGGACUCCAAACUCGCAGCCGUACUGGAAAGUAGAGGCAAUGCUAACGCGGUAUUCGAUAUACUGGAGCAUUUGGAGUCCAAAAAGGAAGAUGUUGUGCAAGCUGCUAUUCGAACGACUUCUAAGUUAUUUGAAGUUUUGUUGGAGAAAAGAGAACUUUACAUAGGAGAUUUGCCUGCAGAAGAUGACAGCCCUCCAGACACAUGCAGUGCAGAAGACAAGUAUAAAAUGUGGAUGAGAAAUCGCUAUAAUAGCUGUGUGUCCUGCCUGCUGGAUCUCUUGCAAUACAGCUCUUUUUCUGUCCAGGAACUUGUCCUGUGCACACUGAUGAAGUUCAUUCAGCUGGAAGGAAAAUUCCCACUGGAAAAUUCAGAAUGGAGAGACAGCUACCGGUUUCCUAGAGAACUGUUAAAAUUUGUUGUAGAUAAUUUGCUGCAGGAGGAAGCAGACUGUACCCUAUUGAUCACACGUUUCCAGGAAUACUUGGAAUACGACGAUGUCCGUUAUUAUACAAUGACUGUGACUACUGAAUGUGUUUCAAGAAUACAGCAAAAGAACAAACAGGUCUUACCACCAGUUUUCCAAACCAAUGUAUUUUGCUUGCUUUCCUCUAUUAACAUGCCCGUUGAGGAGAGUACUUUGGGAAAUUUCCUAGUAACCAAGAAUGAAAACCAUGAAGAGUGGAAACCAUCAAAACUAAAGGAACAAAAAAGAGUAUUUGAGAGGGUCUGGAUGAGCUUCCUGAAGCACCAACUCUCUGUCAGUCUGUACAAGAAGGUGCUUUUGAUCCUGCAUGAAAGUAUCUUGCCACAUAUGAGCAAACCCUCCCUAAUGAUUGACUUUCUAACUGCAGCCUAUGAUGUUGGGGGAGCCAUCAGCCUACUAGCCCUUAAUGGACUAUUCAUUUUGAUUCAUCAGCAUAAUCUGGAAUACCCAGAUUUUUACAAGAAGCUUUACUCUCUUUUGGAGCCCUCAGUCUUCCAUGUAAAAUACCGUGCCCGUUUCUUCCACCUGGCCAACCUGUUUUUGUCCUCCACGCAUUUACCAGUUUACCUUGUUGCUGCAUUUGCAAAGCGCCUGGCCCGGCUCGCCCUGACAGCCCCUCCGCAAGUGCUUCUGAUGAUCAUCCCAUUUAUCUGUAACCUGAUCCGCAGGCACCCAGCUUGUCGUGUUCUUAUUCAUCGCCCCAGUGCUGGAGAUCUGGUAACUGAUCCUUACAUCAUGGAAGAGCAAGAUCCUGCCAAGAGCCAAGCAUUAGAAAGCUGUCUGUGGGAGCUGGAGGUUCUACAGCAGCACUAUCAUGGCGAUGUUGUGAGAGCUGCCAAUGUGAUCAGCAGGGCACUGUCUGCACAGGAAAGUGAUGUAUCUGGGCUGUUAGAGAUGUCAUCCUGUGAGCUCUUUGACAAGGAGAUGAAGAAGAAGUUCAAGUCUGUUCCUUUAGAAUAUGAACCAGUUCGUGGCCUUCUUGGAUUAAAAUCCGAUAUUACUGCCGAACAUUUCACAUUUUGAAUUUGAUUAGUAUGUAAUAAAUAUUGACAAAAUAUGUUCUUUUUUUGUCGUCCUGCUUUCAGUAAAAGGGGAAUAAACUAAAUGUAAUAAUUA